Molecule: messenger RNA, 1145 nt
Organism: Globicephala melas (long-finned pilot whale)
Lineage: Eukaryota; Metazoa; Chordata; Mammalia; Artiodactyla; Delphinidae
Gene: SLC30A2
Product: solute carrier family 30 member 2
Biological process (GO): response to zinc ion; zinc ion transmembrane transport
Cellular component (GO): plasma membrane
Molecular function (GO): zinc ion transmembrane transporter activity
Source: RefSeq, a predicted model, not a curated record
GCGCGCGAGACCGCAUGGAGGCCACCGAGAGGAAGCAUCUGUUAGACGCCAGGCUUGGAGCCGGGUCUUACAGAUCUCUGUGGCAGGAUGGGGCUGGCAGGAUUCCUCUGUCUUCACCUGGCCUGGACUUGCAGACCGUUGAGCUGGCUACCAAGAGCAACCAUUACUGUCAUGCCCAGACGGGUCCUGGCAGUGACUGCGACCUCAAGAAGAAGAGGGCGUGGCGCCAGCUCUGUGUGGCCUGUGCCUUCUGCCUGUUGUUCAUGAUUGGGGAAGUCGUUGGUGGGUACCUGGCACAUAGUUUGGCGAUCAUGACAGACGCAGCCCACCUGCUCACUGACUUUGCCAGCAUGCUCAUCAGCCUCUUCUCCCUGUGGAUGUCUUCCCGGCCAGCCACCAAGACCAUGAACUUCGGCUGGCAUCGAGCUGAGAUCCUGGGCGCCCUGAUCUCUGUGCUGUCCAUCUGGGUCGUGACCGGGGUGCUGGUGUACCUGGCGGUGGAACGGCUGAUCUCUGGGGACUAUGAGCUCGAGAAGGGGACCAUGCUGAUCACGUCGGGCUGUGCUGUGGUCGUGAACAUCAUAAUGGGAUUGAUUCUUCACCAGUCUGGCCACGGACACAGCCAUGGCCAUGAGCACAGCCACGACACCAGCCAGCAGCAGGAGAACCCCAGUGUCCGAGCUGCCUUUAUCCAUGUGGUUGGAGACUUUCUGCAGAGCUUGGGCGUUUUAGUGGCAGCCUUUAUUUUAUACUUCAAGCCAGAGUACAAGUUUAUAGACCCCAUCUGCACCUUCCUCUUCUCCAUCCUCGUCCUGGGGACAACCUUGACCAUCCUGAGAGAUGUGAUCCUGGUGCUGAUGGAAGGGACCCCCAGGGGCAUGGACUUCAUGGCUGUGCGGGAUCUGCUGCUGUCGGUGGAGGGGGUGGAAGCCCUGCACAGCCUGCAUAUCUGGGCGCUGACUGUGGCCCAGCCUAUCCUGUCUGUCCAUGUCGCCAUCGCUGGGAAUGCAGACGCCCAGGCUGUGCUGAAGGCAGCCAGGACCUGCCUGCAGGGUAGGUUCCACUUCCACACCGUGACCAUCCAGAUAGAGGACUAUUCUGAGGACAUGAAGGACUGUCAGUCAUGCCAGGGUCCCUCGGACUGA